AUGGUCAACAUCAAGAAUAUCGCCCUGGCAGUGACCCUCUUUUUAGGAUGCGGUCUCGCCUCUCCUGCUCCUACUGCGCCCCUCGCCGAACCUGGCGCCAUCAUCCCAGGCAGUUACAUCAUCACUCUCAAACCUGAGAUUGACGCUGUCAAGGCCAAGAUCCAUCUCAAGUGGGUCAAGGAUGUGCAUAAGCGAAGCUUGACAAAGCGCGAGGAGCUUGGUGUUGAGAAGACUUAUGACAGCAAGUCUGGCUUCCAAGGGUACGCGGGAACGUUUGACAGUGUUACUAUCAAGGAAAUCAAGAAAAGUCCCGAGGUUCUUGCUGUCGAACCCAACCGCGUCUGGAAGAUCUCUCGCGUCAAGAGAGAUAACAAUCUCGAGAAGCGAGCCGAAGUCACCCAGAAGAAGUCAACAUGGGGCCUUGGUACGAUCUCUCACAGAAAAAAGGGCUUCAAGGAGUACAUCUACGAAAGCGACGCUGGCACAGACAUGUACGCCUAUGUCAUCGACACCGGCGUCAGGACCACCCACAAUGAAUUCGGUGGCCGGGCUAAAGCCGCCUGGACAAACUGGAAGGGCAACAACGCCGACACUGAUGGUCACGGUACUCACGUCGCUGGAGUUAUCGCCGGAAAGACAUACGGCGUUGCCAAAAAGGCGAACAUCCUGGCCCUUAAAGUCUUCAAGGGUGAAGAAAGUGAUACUUCCAUUGUUCUUGAUGCUUUCAACUGGGCGGUCAACGACAUCAUCAAGAGAGAUCGUACAUGGAGAGCUGUAAUUAACAUGUCCCUUGGCGGCGAAAAGUCCACCGCCUUCAACAAAGCCGUCGACAACGCAUCCAAAAAGGGCGUGGUCACAGUCACAGCGUCCGGAAACGACGCCAGAGACGCAAGCAAAGAAUCGCCCGGCUCAGCAGCCACCGCCAUCACAGUCGGCGCCAUCGACAAGAACUGGAAGGUAGCUGACUUUUCCAAUUAUGGCAAGGUAGUCAAGAUCAUGGCUCCGGGAGUCGGCAUUUUGUCAAGUGGUCAUAAGUCCAAUACGCACACUUUCUCUGAAGAUGGAACUUCGAUGGCUGCGCCUUAUGUUGCGGGAUUGGUGCUUUAUGCUAUGAGCGUGGAUGCGGUUGAGGGUGUCAGUGCUGUUACGGGGUGGUUAAAGGAGGUUGGCACUGCAAAGAAGAUUUCCGGUAAUUUGAAGGGUGCGGCGAAUUUGAUUGCGAACAAUGACAACUGGCAGCAGUAG
Messenger RNA from Fusarium coffeatum, 1245 nucleotides. RefSeq lists its product as uncharacterized. The record is from RefSeq and is a predicted model, not a curated record. Lineage: Eukaryota; Fungi; Ascomycota; Sordariomycetes; Hypocreales; Nectriaceae. The coding region runs from base 1 to 1245 and encodes 414 amino acids. Gene Ontology annotation, molecular function: serine-type endopeptidase activity. Gene Ontology annotation, biological process: proteolysis. The transcript has 2 exons.